CUUCGGGGCUCGCCCGAGCCGGGAGAGCGCAGCAGCAGCAGCGCGCGCGGCGGUCGCCGCGGGAGCCCGUCGCCGGCAGCCCGAGCGGGCGGAAGACAACGGAGGCGCCGCGGGGACCGAGCGAGCAGCCCGAAGCGGCGGCAGCGGCGGCGGCGGCGGCGGCGGCCGGGGACGGCCACGGCGACGACGCGGAGGCCGAGAAGGAGCCGCCCGGCCCAGCCCGGUAAAGCCGGCCGAGCACAGAGCAGCGUCAGCCGCCGCCGCCAUGCCGUUCCCCUUUGGGAAGUCUCACAAGUCGCCCGCAGACAUUGUGAAGAACCUCAAGGAGAGCAUGGCUGUGCUGGAGAAGCAAGACAUCUCCGACAAAAAGGCAGAAAAGGCUACAGAAGAAGUCUCCAAAAAUUUGGUUGCCAUGAAAGAAAUUCUCUACGGCACGAAUGAGAAGGAGCCGCAGACGGAAGCGGUGGCGCAGCUGGCGCAGGAGCUCUACAACAGCGGCCUCCUCGGCACGCUCGUGGCCGACUUGCAGCUCAUUGACUUUGAGGGCAAAAAAGACGUGGCUCAAAUUUUCAACAAUAUUCUCAGAAGACAAAUUGGUACAAGAACUCCUACUGUUGAAUACAUCUGCACCCAACAGAAUAUUUUGUUCAUGUUAUUGAAAGGGUAUGAAUCUCCAGAAAUAGCUCUAAAUUGUGGAAUAAUGUUAAGAGAAUGCAUCAGACAUGAACCACUUGCAAAAAUCAUUUUGUGGUCAGAACAGUUCUAUGAUUUCUUCAGAUAUGUUGAAAUGUCAACUUUUGACAUAGCAUCAGAUGCAUUUGCAACAUUCAAGGAUUUACUUACAAGACAUAAAUUGCUCAGUGCAGAAUUUUUGGAACAGCAUUAUGAUAGAUUCUUCAGUGAAUAUGAGAAGUUACUUCAUUCUGAAAAUUACGUGACAAAAAGACAGUCGCUGAAGCUUCUCGGGGAGCUGCUGCUCGACAGACACAACUUCACGAUCAUGACCAAGUACAUCAGCAAGCCCGAGAACCUCAAGCUCAUGAUGAACCUGCUCCGGGACAAGAGUCGGAACAUCCAGUUUGAGGCCUUCCACGUCUUCAAGGUGUUCGUGGCCAACCCCAACAAGACGCAGCCCAUCCUGGACAUCCUCCUCAAGAACCAGACCAAGCUCAUCGAGUUCCUCAGCAAGUUCCAGAACGACAGGACCGAGGACGAACAGUUUAACGAUGAGAAGACCUAUUUAGUGAAACAGAUCAGGGAUUUGAAGAGACCCGCUCAGCAAGAAGCCUGAUUUCCAAUAAACCUCUAAAAUAUUCCAUCCCCGUCCAGCAUUUGCUGUUAGCUAUCCAGCAUCAGGCCUCUCACCGACCCAUGAGGAGCAUU
Molecule: messenger RNA, 1383 nt
Organism: Sorex fumeus (smoky shrew)
Lineage: Eukaryota; Metazoa; Chordata; Mammalia; Eulipotyphla; Soricidae
Gene: CAB39
Product: calcium binding protein 39
Exons: 9
Coding region: 266-1291 (341 amino acids)
Biological process (GO): intracellular signal transduction
Molecular function (GO): protein serine/threonine kinase activator activity
Source: RefSeq, a predicted model, not a curated record